Messenger RNA from Eleginops maclovinus (Patagonian blennie), 3862 nucleotides. RefSeq names its product sorting nexin-18-like. The transcript is spliced from 4 exons. The record is from RefSeq and is a predicted model, not a curated record. Gene Ontology annotation, biological process: endosomal transport; mitotic cell cycle; plasma membrane tubulation. The coding region runs from base 463 to 2133 and encodes 556 amino acids. Gene Ontology annotation, molecular function: protein binding; phosphatidylinositol binding. NCBI's taxonomy places the organism in Eukaryota, Metazoa, Chordata, Actinopteri, Perciformes, Eleginopidae. Gene Ontology annotation, cellular component: plasma membrane; cytoplasmic vesicle.
UACUACGUGUUAGGACUGGUGCCUUUAAUUUACAAGCAUCUCGGGGAGAGGAGGAGGAGGAAAAAACAGUACUUUCCCCCGGCUCUUAUCUGGAAGAAUUAAGCAGAAACACAUCCGUCGCAAGUUCGUCAACUUCAAACUCUAACCCGCAGGUUUCCUUCGUAUUUCCCGACUUGGAUUAAGUUCUGCAUGGAAACAAAUGAUAUUUGAGAGGAGCGGCGAGAGGAGGUGGGUGUCGGGUAAAAACCCGUGUUUCUCUCCUUGUUCUUUUAUGCAUGGAUCUGCGAUACAAGGCGGCUUGACUUCUAAAGUUGAAAAAAAUAGUCCUAAUUGUUGCUGCCGCUAAAUGAUAUAAACCUCCGAAUUUAACAGAGGUCCUAAAGGUUUGAUCCGGGAAUAAAAUAAAGUCUUAAGAACAAGACUGGAAAUAGUGGGAAAACAAACAUAUGUGAUAUUACAAUAAUGGCGUUAAAGGCCAAAGUUUUGUACGACUUCCACUCUGAAAACCCAGGAGAGAUCUCCAUAACAGAGAAUGAGCUGGUCAAUCUGUUCAGCGAGGAGGAGCUGGACGGCUGGCUGGAGGGGGAGAACAGCAGGGGGGAGGCUGGCCUCUUCCCUGCCUCCUAUGUGGAGAUCAUCAGGGACAACAUUACCUCCAACACCAACAACAACGGCCUCUCCUCGCCCAAAACCAAAGCUGUGACGCCCACACACACCUCCUACACGUCCCCGGAGUCUCAGAGAGGACUCGGGGCUGGCAGUGGCGGCAGUGGUGGAGGCAGCUUCCACACCAGCCAGGGCAGCGAUGACGACUGGGACGACGAUUGGGAUGACAGCUCUCCAACUGAUGCGCCUCAGGGUAUGGGCACCUCUCCCCCCUUGUACCCCGUCACCACCACCUUGCCCGGGCGGCGCGAAAGCUCCCAGCAGCAGCAGCAUCAGCAGCAGGCCAAGAGCUCAGCAACAGUGGGGAGGAACCUCAACAGGUUCUCCACCUUUGUCAAGUCUGGAGGGGAGGCCUUCCUGCUUGGGGAGGCCUCUGCUUUCGUGAAGGACGGGGACAGGAUCUGCGUGGUGAUGGGCAAGCACGGACCUGAGUGGCAGGAGGACCCGUAUCCGUUCAUGUGCACCAUUGAUGACCCCACCAAGCAGACCAAGUUCAAAGGCAUGAAGAGCUACAUGUCCUACGGCCUGACCCCGACGCACACCAAUGUACAAGUCAACCGCAGGUAUAAGCACUUUGACUGGCUGUACGCUCGGCUCGUUGAGCGCUUCCCGGUCAUCUCGGUGCCCCACCUUCCCGAGAAGCAGGCCACUGGCCGCUUCGAGGAGGACUUCAUCUCCAAGCGGAGGAAGGGACUGAUCUGGUGGAUGAACCACAUGAUCACCCAUCCAGUGCUGGCACGCUGCGACGUUUUCCAGCAUUUCCUUACAUGCGGAGCAGACGAGAAGGCCUGGAAGAUGGGCAAAAGGAAGGCCGAGCGAGACGAGUUGGUCGGUUCCAAUUUCUUCCUGACGAUCAGUACCCCUGCCGUCCCGCUGGACUUACAGGAAGUUGAGAGCAAGAUCGAAGGCUUCAAAUCCUUCACCAAGAGGAUGGACGAGAACAUCGUGGUUGUGAACGCUACCAUCAACGAGUUUGCUCGUAAACAGAUAACAGGCUUCAAAAAGGAGUACCAGAAAGUGGGACAGUCCUUUGCUCUCCUCGGGCAAGCGUUCGAGCUGGACCAGCAGGCCUACUCGGCAGGUCUGAACCGAGCCAUCGCCUACACCGGCGAGGCCUACGAGCAGGUGGGGGAGUAUUUCGCUGAGCAGCCGCGCAAUGACCUGGCUCCUAUUUCUGACCUGCUGGACCUCUACAGAGGACACCUGGCCAACUUUCCUGACAUCAUCCAUGUGCAGAAAGGUGCACUGACCAAGGUGAAAGACUGUCCAAAGCAGGAAGGCGAGCUCCACGAUCGCUGCAACAUCAUUUCUUGCGCCACACUGGCAGAGAUCCAGCACUUCCACCGCACACGCGUACGGGACUUCCGCUCGCAGAUGCAACACCACCUCCAAGAGCAGAUCGGCUUCUUCCAGAAGAUCACCGCCAAGCUGCAGGACGCACUUCAGAAAUAUGAUGACGACCAGUAGGAAGAGAGAGAGAGAGAGAGAGAGAGAGAGAGAGAGAGAGAGAGAGAGAGAGAGAGAGAGAGAGAGAGAGAGAGAGAGAGAGAGAGAGAGAGAGAGAGAGAACAGAACAGUUUGACUACAAAGACUUUGAGGAAAUGAGGAGGGGUGUAGCAGUCAUGGAGGAUAGAUGGAUUCUUCCUUUCAGUACUGGAGACCAUCUUAUGGCCCUUUUAAGAGAGAACACUUUGUCAUGCGGUGAAUUCUGGGCCUCGUACGAGCAUUGAAAGAAAUUAACCACCUAAAAAAAAAGACGUCUGGACCGUAGAAUGACAACUUCUUGGAUUAUCUGGACGGCUCUGAUGAAUGUACCAGGAUUUUGCUGACGCUCGGGGCACAUGUUGCAACUCAGCGGGACUGCAAUAUUAAAACCAGCUGUUUUCAUUGUGACAGGACAGCCUUUCCAUCCCCGGUUUCAGGGUCACGUGAUCUCUCCAUGCCUCCUCUGCCUCGUGGAAAAUCUCCAUUCAGGAACAUACCACAGAAUGUAGACGUGAAACUCUCUGGAUGUUUUAAUGAUUGAAAGACAGGCCUUUUAUGAUUAUCUCUUAUAUUUGUCUGACUGUUUUUACUUGAAUGACCGGUUCAGUAUUGUUUCGAUGGAACACAACAGAUGGUUUGGGAAUACGCAAAGUGGUUGAAUCUCCUCCGCUGAAUUUGAUUUAAGUGUUGGAUUCUCCCAAUUAAGUUACGGUCACAUCAUUACAAUAUUAUAAUUUGAAGCCCUUUUGUAAUGUUCGGUAUUUGAGUUAUCUUGCCAGACCUCGAAUAACAGAAACUGAGUUUUGUGACAGAUUAUUUGCUUGUUUUGAGAAGCUUCUCCACAGCUCUUUCUUGUCGAGCCCCUGCAGGCCUUGGGUUAUUAAAACUUGAAGUCCACAUCUGUCUUUCUGCUUUCUGUCAAUCAGGGUAGCUCAGAGGUCAGGCUCAGGGUACAGAUGGAUGCUUCCAGGAAAUAAGGCUUUGAAUCCAGAACUUUAAGUUAAGAUGUGUAGACUUUUAAUGGGAUUAUAGAAUAUUUCACAUUCUCCAGAGGGCAUAUUUGUUAACUAAAGAGGCAAAAAGAACAAAGGUGUUCUGGUGAUCUAUUUUCUAUUUCAAGUAAAAGGUUUUGAGCCUGUUGCUUUUAUUGUUUUUUUAAUGUUGUAAUUCCAAUGUUGCCCACAAGAGGCUGAAGCGCACAUGUUCUAAACAUGAAUACAUAAUUCUGUUUUCUUUUAGGCAUAAUUUGCAAACACAAUUAAUGUACAUUCUGUUUAGAUUCAUGGAGAAAUGGAUCACCAGAUUUCUUUUCUUUCAUUUGCGUCAUUAGGCUUCUGUAGUUUAAGACAAUCUUUGUACAAAUCUGUUCAUUUCAACCUUUUCUGUCUUUUUGGACAUUUGAGAUUCGACACAGUAGCUUUAAUGACGCUUGCUCUUGUUGUUAUGCUAGCUACUCUGAAACAUUCUUGUUAAACUCAUAAGUAACCGAAAUGAGCUCACUGAAAACACAUUUUUGUGCUGCUCAUUUUAUAGAAUGUCUGGUAAAUAUUGUUACAUCACAUAUGAUUUCACAUUCCUUUAAUGGGAUACCACAAAGGCUCUUCACCAUCAUGUGAGUCACUAUGAUUGAACAGUUAUAACACUUUAAAUGUAAUUCAUUGGAACAACAUUUUGUUCGUUAAUAAAUUAAAGUAGAAUUUAUUUAAUCAUA